This is a messenger RNA of Penicillium concentricum, 384 nucleotides long. RefSeq lists its product as uncharacterized. The record is from RefSeq and is a predicted model, not a curated record. NCBI's taxonomy places the organism in Eukaryota, Fungi, Ascomycota, Eurotiomycetes, Eurotiales, Aspergillaceae. The coding region runs from base 1 to 384 and encodes 127 amino acids. The transcript has 3 exons.
AUGAUCCAUGACAAGAUGUUGAGUUGGCAACUGGCAUCCCUGAUGAUGGCUCAUAACCUCAAAAUGGCCGUCACACUCGGUGGAUCUAUCGUUUGCUGCGGCGAGCUGCCCCAAAAACUCUCGAAUCAAUUUCUGAAGCCCCCCUGCUCUUUUGCCUCUCGCUCCGUCUUACCACCGAAGUCCCCUCGCCCAUCCUUAGUGUACCAAUCUUUCUCCUGGCAAGGAUCAGGCCGAGUGUGGGAAAAGCAUGGUUCUUGUUUCUGCCCAACAAGCGAAGUUGCCGGGCCAAUUUUGAGAGCUAUCAACCGGGGAAGCCCGUGCCUUAACGUUGAAAUUGAAUUCCAGGACCCGCAUACAGGCUCCCACAGCGUCGGGCUCUUCUGA